Nymphaea colorata (pocket water lily) is the source of this 3115-nucleotide messenger RNA. RefSeq lists its product as uncharacterized. Gene Ontology annotation, cellular component: plasma membrane. The transcript is spliced from 15 exons. The record is from RefSeq and is a predicted model, not a curated record. Bases 109 to 2850 code for a protein of 913 amino acids. NCBI's taxonomy places the organism in Eukaryota, Viridiplantae, Streptophyta, Magnoliopsida, Nymphaeales, Nymphaeaceae.
CCGCUCUACCCCUCACUCGCUGGUACUUGGCUGCUGGAGCGACGGGAUGCUCUGUUCCUUUCUUCACCCGUUUCGUCUCGGAAGUUCACUCGGCGCCGGGCGGAAGCUAUGGCGACGAUCGCGGCCCUCUCCUUCGACAAGGAAGCCCUAGCUCCCUCUUGUCGACCGCUCCCAUCGAGGUGGCUCGUCGUCCUUCUCUUUUGCUGUGUUGGAGUCCUCCACGGUGACGCUGAGGAGGACGCCAGCGGCUUCGGUGGCCCCAACACAGUCAUCAUCUCGAGCGUGUACUAUCCGCAGAUGCAGCUCAAGCCCUUCCAAUGGAACUACAUCAGAGUUGAGCUACCAGCUUGGUUUUCUUCAAUAUCCUUGGGUCUGGAGACGAAUUUACAUAUAGACAUAGAAGAACUAAGAGGGCUCCCAAUGAGUAAAUUGCCUUUGAUAUGCUAUCAAAAUGGUAGACCUCCACUUCCAGAUGCACCAUCAUCAGAUUUGAACCCAGGAGCUCUGGAUUUGUUCCAUGAGGAAGCUAUUGUGAAUGGUUUGAACAAAUCAGGCAUGGAGCAUUGUUUCUUUUUUCAGAGAGAUAUGGUGGUCACCUUAACAAAUGAACAGGUAUUUCCAGGUGCCCUCUAUCUUGGAUUUUUCAAUGGAGUUGGUCCGAUGAGGACCCAGUCAAAGAUGAUUAUAAGAGGUCUAACAUAUACAUUUGCUGCUAAUGUCACCAUAUUAGGGUGCAUAAGCCCAUUGCUAGGGGGUCCAUACUGCAAUCAAACGCUUGACAUGAUCUCCUGUGCCUUAUCAGAUAAGACCAAUCAAAGAAAUCUCCUAGAUUUGGAUCCAAGGGAAGCAGCUUACUUAAACACCAAUGGGGCAGAGUCUGAUAUCUAUUUACUAGGCAACAGUUGUUUGUCGUCCAAGGGAAAUUUGUGUGAAAGCAGGACAGAUGUUUCUUCUCACUGGGAAGGACUAUCAAUAUCUCGAAUGUCAAAAAAUGUGGAGAAUGUUACUGUUUGCAAAAACUCAAAGCAAUUGGAAUGCCUUAGAAUUGGUGAUGUAAAAAUGUACUCAUUGGAUGUAACAAGUAUGGCAUUCCAGGUGGAUCUUUCUGUUCAGGAUGUAAAGAACAAGCCAAACAUCAGCACUGGUAGUUCAGUGAAAGAUGAUAGUGUACAAUUAAUAUGUCUGGCUAGGCACAACGCAAUACCAUCGAGGACAUUGUAUGAUUAUAGUGCUGAUCUAAGUUUGUCUCCACUAACUAUACCGUUUCCUAAAAUUGGCAAGUGGUUCAUAUCGAUUUAUGUUCUUAACCCGACAAGUUUAAACACCGAGCAGAAUGUUAAUGCAAGUUCUUCAAUUUGCUUUUCCUUCAAGUGGCAAAUAUAUGCUUGUGCUACAGCAAAAGGCGGAGAAGACUGCCAAUGGGAAAGUCAUAUGCUUCAGAGAGUGGUUAAGAGAGGCACAGUGCCUUUUGAGUCUUAUUAUGUGCCAAAUGAUCAAUUUCCUUCAACAAUGCCUGCCAAGUUUCCAUUGGAACCUUUGCUGAGCAACUCGUCAUCCGUACAAAAUUGGACCUCUUCCUGGACAUACUUUCUUGUGGAUGUCCCUUAUGGUGCAGCUGGGGGCAAUAUACAUGUCCAUAUAAAAUCAGAUUCUGAAAUAAGAUAUGAAAUAUAUGCAAGGUUAGGUGGACUACCAUCUAUUGAUUUGUGGGACUAUCUCAAUAAUGGGUCAAGCUAUAGCAAAGACAGCAUGUUUCUGGCAUCACAGGGCUCAUCAUUGGAAGAAAAAGGAAAUUUUUAUGUUCUCUAUGCUACAGAAGGUACUUGGUGUUUUGGAUUAAGAGAUGUAACUGGCGGUCAACUCCAGCAGCAGAUAACCAUGUCUGUAACACUCGAAGGCUGUCCCAAUGGAUGUUACAAUCAUGGAACUUGCCAUUCUGCUGUAGACGAAAGUGGGCUGUCUAUAUACAGUUAUUGUGCCUGUGAUCGUAAUCAUGGAGGCCUUGAUUGCUCUUUCGAACUGAUAUCUCCUAGGGGAGCUCAAUCUGAGGGACAGUGGCUCAGGUGCAGCCAAUCAUGUCAUAUUGAACAAGAGCACAUAUGGCAAUCGAUUUGUCUAAUUGUAUCAAAUGGGGCUGCUCUGCUUCCUGCAUUUUGGUCAAUCCACCAGAAGGCAAUUGCUGAAUGGAUUCUGUUCACUUCAAGUGGCAUAUCUAGUGCAUUAUACCAUUCUUGUGAUGUAGGUACCUGGUGUUCUCUCCCCUAUCAUGUUCUACAGUUCUUAGACUUCUGGCUUUCAUUCAUGGCGGUUGUCAGUACUUUUAUUUACAUGGCUGCAAUAGAUAAUGCCUCAAAAAGGGCAAUGCAGAUGGGCGUUUCGAUUCUCACAGCUCUUCUGGCUGAAAAUGGACCUACUAGGACAGUUAAUGUGGUAAUUGUACUGGGAAUUGGUAUUCUCGGUCUUCUUGUUGGAUGGAUGAUAGAGAUGUCCCCAAGAUGCACAGCGAUCCAUUUCUUCAGACUAUGCCAUUUGAAUUUACUUGUCAGGUGGGGCAACCUAAAGCAAUGGGUAUUUGGCAUGAUUGGAACACUAAGACGUCGAUUUCGAUGGCGUUUUCUGUUUACAGGAUUUUUUCUGUUGUCCAUGGCAGCAGUGUGCUGGAACUUAGAGACCAGUCAAAGCUACUGGAUCUUUCAUAGCCUGUGGCACAUCAGCAUUUAUAGCUCGUCCUUUUUCUUCCUUUGCUCAACUGUAAAUAAUACUACCAGCAGUGAGGAAAACCAAGAGCGUGAUUAUGAAUUAGUCAGGCAAAACUCUACUGGGGCAAGAGUUGAAAGUAGGGGGACAUAGACCUGAAGCGUUUGUCUGUAGAAAAAUUCUCAUGCUGCGCUGCACCCCCCAAUUUCCCUCUAUUUAUGUCUGCAUUCAGGAUCUGCACGCGGUUAGUUUUGUGUGUAUAUUGUCCAUUUCAUUGUUAAUCACAGGGGACUAGUGGAAGAGGAGACGGAGAGCAUCAUUGUAUAGGACAGUAAUGGCUUGAUUGAACAAGCGAUUAACAAAAUGUACUACUACCAUAUGGAAAUACUAAUAAAAUAUCCAAGGACAUCUCUCUCUC